Messenger RNA from Mus musculus (house mouse), 936 nucleotides. RefSeq names its product olfactory receptor family 1 subfamily E member 21 (gene Or1e21). Gene Ontology annotation, cellular component: plasma membrane; membrane. Gene Ontology annotation, biological process: G protein-coupled receptor signaling pathway; detection of chemical stimulus involved in sensory perception of smell; signal transduction. The record is from RefSeq and is marked provisional. The coding region runs from base 1 to 936 and encodes 311 amino acids. The transcript has a single exon. Gene Ontology annotation, molecular function: olfactory receptor activity; G protein-coupled receptor activity. Lineage: Eukaryota; Metazoa; Chordata; Mammalia; Rodentia; Muridae.
AUGAUAAAGAACAACCAAACUCUCUUCAACCAGUUCCUCCUCCUGGGCCUGCCGAUCCCUGCAGAGCACCAGCAACUGUUCUUUGCCCUGUUCCUGUCCAUGUACCUCACCACCAUCCUGGGGAACCUCAUCAUCAUCAUCCUCAUUCGACUGGACUCCCAUCUCCACACACCCAUGUACUUGUUUCUCAGCAACUUGUCCUUCUCUGAUCUCUGCUUUUCCUCUGUCACAAUGCCCAAGUUGCUGCAGAACAUGCAGAGCCAGGACACAUCCAUCACCUAUGCAGGCUGCCUGACACAAAUGUACUUUUUUGUUCUUUUUGGAGGCCUGGAAAUCUUCCUCCUUGUGGUCAUGGCCUAUGACCGCUAUGUGGCCAUCUGCCUUCCCCUUCACUACACCAGCAUCAUGAGUCUCAAGCUCUGUGUGUGUCUGGUGCUGCUGUCCUGGGUGAUUAGUAUACUGAAUUCCAUGUUACACACUCUACUCUUGGCUAGGUUGUCAUUCUGUGAGGACAACAUGAUCCGCCACUUUUUCUGUGACAUGUCUGCCCUGCUCAAGUUGGCCUGCUCUGAUAUUUAUAUAAAUGAACUUAUGAUAUUUAUCUUGGGAGGACCCCUUAUGGUCAUUCCAUUCUUACUCAUUGUUAUGUCCUAUGUACAAAUUAUCUUCUCUAUUCUAAAGGCUUCAUCUACUCGGGCCAUCUACAAGGUCUUCUCUACCUGUGGCUCCCACCUGACUGUGGUGUCACUAUUCUAUGGGACAAUUAUUGGUCUCUACUUAUGUCCAUCAGCUAAUAACUUUACAGCAAAGGAGGCUUCUAUUGCCAUAAUGUACACAGUGGUGACUCCCAUGCUAAACCCUUUCAUCUAUAGCCUGAGGAACAGAGAUAUAAAGGAGGCCCUUAUAAACGUUCUUAUCAAGAAAAUACCUUUAUAA